Coniosporium apollinis CBS 100218 is the source of this 1422-nucleotide messenger RNA. RefSeq lists its product as uncharacterized. The transcript has 7 exons. The coding region runs from base 1 to 1422 and encodes 473 amino acids. The record is from RefSeq and is a predicted model, not a curated record. Lineage: Eukaryota; Fungi; Ascomycota; Dothideomycetes.
AUGGCCUUCAACAAAUUGCCAAUUGAGCUCAACAAAGAGAUCGCCAGCUACAUCGAGACUGACGAAGGCCUGUGCAUCUUCCGUCUCAUCUGCCACGGCACGUACAAUGCUCUCGAUGGCGACCACUACUCCUUCUGGCGCCAGCGCUUUCACGAGCGUUUCGAUCCAAUUGACCGUCCGUUCGCGAGUCCGGCGGAGUACAAGGAUCUCUAUCAAGCUCGGCGCGAGUGCCUGAAGCGUGGUGCGAUAUUCGUGUACGGCAACACUCGCGCCGAGACGAAGUGCUUGAACAUCAUUAAGGAUCUUAUCAAAGAAGCCCACCCGAUGCUCUAUAUGCCAGACGAAGGUGGUAUGCCUACAUCGAAGAAUCUAGAGGCGAUCCACAGCUUCAUCUUGAGCACGAACCUGGUGACCGACAUCUUCCGUCCCCACAGGAAGUCUGCCAAAUUGAGCGGCCUUCUUGCCACUAUCCAGCUUGUGUGCCACCACUGGUGCAUCGAUGCCCGCUUCGGGACUGAGAUUCUCCAAUUCCCUACGUCUCAGAAGAUGGCCUACGAGUCCCUAGUCAACUACCCGAUCUUCGCCGGCACUGAUAAGCAGAAGGUCAACGUGGAGUACGUACUUCAUAUCAUGAACUUCUUCAGAUACCACAUGGUACGAGAGCACGAGAACACUCUGUUCGAGCCGAUGGAGACUCUCUGGGCGCUGGAGAGGCCUCAUCCCUGGAACCGCAAGCUCAAGGAUGGAUCCUACAAGUUGGGAAUUCACUGGAGGGGCACGUAUGCCUAUCUCGACCGCAAUGAAAUCAAGGCUCUCCGGGCGGACAAAGAUGAGAACAACAUCUACGCAGACCACAACGUCGACCAGCCGGACCGCGCCAUCCAGACGCUUCAUCUUCAGUUCCCGAGCAAGCAUCUCCCGGUCUGGCCGCCGCUUUUCGAGAAGUAUCUCCAGUCGCUACCUAAGCCGAUAACUCCAGUCAAGACGCGUGCCCAGCAUCGCUCGAAAAGCCCCGCUAUCGACGGUGACCCUAGGUCGAUCUACUUCAAUGGCGAUGGCUACGACGAUGAGGACUUCUACUCCGCCGGCUGGCUCAACCCCCUUCCACGCCAGAACGACAUUCCGGGCUGGCAGCGCAUGACCAUGAUGAAGUUCUUCUUCGACGCCCAGGGUAGACCUGACGAGGAGGCCUUGUGGGCAUAUGAGGGGGUGGUCUUACCGGGCGGCCAGAUCAUGAUUGGACGUUGGUGGAGCCCGGAUGAUACUGCUCUCACUAGCAAGAACAUGUACUCUGGUCCAUUCGUCUUCUGGAACGUCGAUCGAAGCGUCUACGGUAUCCCAGAGCGCCCCGGAGAGCUCCUCGGGCCCGACCCCGAUGCUCCCGACUCCGAUUCUGAGCACGAGACCCUUUACGCACUUUAA